Messenger RNA from Pteropus alecto (black flying fox), 1948 nucleotides. It is a transcript of the gene ZNF853, whose product is annotated as zinc finger protein 853. Bases 347 to 1948 code for a protein of 533 amino acids. Lineage: Eukaryota; Metazoa; Chordata; Mammalia; Chiroptera; Pteropodidae. The record is from RefSeq and is a predicted model, not a curated record. The transcript has 4 exons.
ACCCUGCCUGGUCCGCCCCGGAGCCCGCGGUGCCCGCGAGGGUCCCGCCUGGCCAGCUCUGAGCCCAGCGCUGGAUCCGGGCUCUGCCCCCUCCCCGCCCCAGCGUCCGACACCAACUUCUGCUCUUGAAGUCAGCUCUGUCCCUUCUUUUGGCCCAGGGCGACCUGGGCAGCCCUGACAGCUCAGACCCUCCCGAGUGCCCAGAAAGACGCCCGGGGGGCCCAGAGCCUCCCCACCUCUUUCUAGAUGCAGGCGCCUCAGGAAGGAGCUGGCUGAGGGCUCUGGCCUUCACCUUCCAGCCCCUGCUGACCACACCUGCUCUAGUGCAGAGCCGCAGGAGCAGGAAAUGCUGCACCAGCCUCCUUCCUUCCUCUCAGCACAGCCGGCUCCCCGGAAUCUUGGUCUGACCACCAGGAUGGCGCUGGGGCCAGCGACCGAGACCUUCGUGCUAGAGCUGCGGUGUCUUGAAGAUGGAGGCCCAGGGCCUGACACCAUCUCAGGUGGCAGUGGUGGGAGUGAGAGUCAGGAGGAAGAAGAGGCUCAGGACAGGAGCAACAGCCCCUCACGGCCAGCAGUCUCAGCCCCGAUGGAGGCCAGUGAGAUCGCUGAGGAAGCCCGGCCGGAACAGCAGGAGUCGCCACUGCGACGGUUAGAACUGCAGCCGGAGCUGCAGCAGCAGCAGCCGCCACAAAACCAGCGACCAGGACAUGCGCCAGAAUCGCAGCAGCAAGAUGAGCAAGAACAGCUGCCUCAACAACAGCAGGAACCACAGGCACAACACCAACCGCUGCAACAGCAGCCGCUGAAGCCACAACCGCUGCUGGCGCAACAGCAGGGACCGUCGCGAGAGCGACACGUGCAAGGGCCACAGCUGUCGCAGCGACAGCAGGAACAGCAGCAGCGGCAGCAGGAUGGGCAACAGCAGCCGCCUCAGCAACAACAGCAGGAACCACAGGGAAAACCGCAGUCAGUGCAGCACGAGCAGCUGAAACCACAGCUGCAGCUGCUGCAACAGCAGGGAGCGUUACAAGCACAAGUGCAAGGUCAACAGCUGUUGCGGCAGCAGCUGGAACAGUUACAACCACAGCAGCUGCUACAACAGCAGCAGUUGCGACAGCAGAAAAUGUUACUACAGCAGGAACAGUUGCAGCAGGAGCAGCAAAAGCAAGAACAGUUACAGCAACAGCAGUUACAGCAGCAGCGGGAACAGUUGCAGCAGCAGCAGUUACAGCAGCAGCAGGAACAGUUGCAGCAGCAGCAGCUGUUGCAGCAGCAGCAAGAACAGUUACAGCAGCAGCAGCUGUUGCUACAGCACCAGCAACAACAGUUACAACAUCAGCUGUUGCAGCAACAGUUGCAGCAGCAGCAGCUGUUGCAGCAGCAACGACAACAGUUACAGCAGCAGCAGCUGCAGCCCCGGCCCCUGGAGCCAGAGGAGGAGGAAGAGGUGGAGCUGGAGCUCAUGCCAGUGGACCUGGGGUCGGAGCAGGAACUCGAGCAGCAGCGACAGGAGCUGGAGCGGCAGCAGGAGCUGGAGAGACAACAGGAACAGCGGCAGCUGCAGCUCAAACUGCAGGAGCAGCUGCAGCAGCUGGAGCAGCAGCUGGAGCAGCAGCAGCAGCAGCUGGAAGAGCAGCAGGAGGUGCAGCUGGAGCUGACCCCCGUGGAGCUGGGGGCCCAGCAGCAGGAGGUGCAGCUGGAGCUGACCCCCGUGCAGCCGGAGCUGCAGCUGGAGCUGGUGCCCGCCGCAGGGGGCGCCGGGGCUUCGGGACCAGGGGCUCCAGCCGCGGUCGUGGUGGCCCCCCCGGGCUACGUGGUGCUGCAGGAGCUCAUGGUGCUGCCGGCCGUGGCCCCACCAGCAGUGGUGCCCAUCUCGGGUCGGGACAAGUCUGAGGUGCCCCUGACCCUCCCACCUAACCACAAAUCUGGGCAGCAGGAAAAGGAAUAG